This is a messenger RNA of Epinephelus fuscoguttatus (brown-marbled grouper), 8555 nucleotides long. It is a transcript of the gene mylka, whose product is annotated as myosin, light chain kinase a. Gene Ontology annotation, molecular function: protein binding; ATP binding; protein kinase activity. Gene Ontology annotation, biological process: protein phosphorylation. The record is from RefSeq and is a predicted model, not a curated record. NCBI's taxonomy places the organism in Eukaryota, Metazoa, Chordata, Actinopteri, Perciformes, Serranidae. The transcript is spliced from 36 exons.
GGAGGAGGAGCGUCCCGGUGAUGAAUGCAGUGAUUAUUCAGGUGAAGAAAACUCCGCUGUUGGACACAGAACCUCCUCAGUGAGUCCAUGAGGAAGGAGACCCACAGGAGACCCACAGGAGCACCAGAGGAGGAUGAGUGACGUCCGCUUGGGUUCAGUUUCCUCCGCCGUCUCCAAGGUAACAGGCCCGCCACCAGGAUGCAGUUCCUGCAGCAUUGAGCCUCCGGCCUUCGUCCUUCCUCCUCGCAACGCCCGGGUGGUCCUGGGAGGAGACGCCCGACUGGAGGGGAAGGUGCGAGGUCAUCCUGAGCCUCAGGUCACAUGGCACAGAGAGGGGAGCCCUGUGAUUGGUGGAGAGCGCUGCGUCGUGCAGCAAAGUGGGCGGGGCACCUUCAGUCUUGUCGUGGGCGGAAUCAGAGAGGAAGAUGUGGGCCGUUACACCUGCCAGGCAACCAAUCAGGCAGGGAGCCGUCAGGUGACUGUGGAGAUCCUCCUGGAAGAGAAUUCUGGGAAGAAAUACGGCCUCCCAUCCGCCAUGAAAACAGGGUGUCGCUCUGCCGUCCCGUCGGUGGGGAACAGGCCCAGUAUCUGGGGAGAGAGUCCGCCCAAGUUUGUCACUAAACCGAGCCGAGUGUUCGCCAAGCCGGGACAGACCGGGAAGUUCAGCGCCAAAACAACGGGACGCCCACAGCCCCAGGUCACAUGGCACAAGGGGGAGAUGGAGCUUCAGUCUUCUGCGCGGAUCAGUAUGUACGAGCGCUCUGGGCUGCACUUCCUGGAGAUAAAGGAAGUGUGUGUGGAGGAUGCAGGAAGUUACACGUGUUUGGUGAUCAACAGCGCCGGGACAGCAACCGCCUCCACUACGCUCCACGUCCAGGGUGUUCCUCAAGACUCGUCCAGCAGCGUCACCUCAGCUGAGUCCACACACACCAGCAGCAGUAACCUGACAGCUGCUCCCAGUGGUCCCAGUGCUCCCAGCACCCAGGCAGAGCAGCCCAGGCCCAGGGAGAGGGAGCAGCAGAGCCCCCUGUCUCAAACAGCCUCCUCCUGGAGGAGCAAACCUCCUGUACAGCUCCCUCUUGUGGCUGAGAGGAGAACUGCAGCUGCCCAGGUCCAGUCAGUCUUUAGUCCUGAUCCAGGUCAGACCAGUUCAGUCCAGCAGGCAGAGAGCAGCUCAGUCAGCAGCAGGGCUGUGAGGAGGUCGGUGACGGGAUCCAACCUGCGGUUUGAGGCCGUUCCUCUGGACCAGGAGGCCACAGAAGGAGCACAGGUCACAUUCACCUGCCAAGUCUCCUCUGUGGCCUUUGCUGUGGUGACAUGGCUGAAGGACGGGGGUCCAGUGAGGACGGGUCUGCGGCAGAGACAGGAUGGGACACGUCUCAGUCUCACCAUGGACAGAGUGAGACAGGAGGACAAGGGGACGUACAGGUGUCAGCUGAUCACUGCUGGAGGACUCACUGUCCACUCUGCAGAAUGGACGCUCCGUGUCCUCAAGAGUCCUGUUCCAGCCAGUACUCAUUCCUCAUACGUCGAGGGCGUGGCCUCACUGACCGUCCACAGCACAUCACGGCAUGAUGACAGAGCAGAGAGCAGCGCCAGAGUCCAGGUCAAAGACAGACGGCAGGGCUGCAGGUCAAAGGUCACAGAGGUCAGAGGAGUGUGUGAGGCUCCUCGAUUCAUACGCUGCCUUGCUGACGUGAAGGUGAUGGACGGCAGCAAAGUUACCAUGACGGUGGAGCUGGCCGGUAACCCCCCUCCAGAGGUGGUGUGGCUCCAUGACGGGCAGGAAGUGACAGAGUCUGAAGACUUCCACCUCCUCAGGGAGGAGAACCGUUGCACUCUGCUGAUCCAGGAGGUUUUCCCUGAGGACAAUGGGACGUACAGCUGCCAGGCCUGGAACCAGUACGGAGAGGACCACACCCAGUGUCAGCUCACUGUGGAGGAGCCUCAGGACGGCGUUCAGCCCUGGUUCAUCACCAAACCCAAACUGGUGAGCGCCGUUGUGGGUCAGCACGUCCUCCUGUCCUGCGCCAUUGCUGGAGAUCCGUUCCCCCAGUAUACCUGGACCAGAGCUGACCUGAGCCGACCUCUGACCUCUGGAGGAGACUACGAACUGCUGCAGAAAGAGGAUGUCAUCUCACUGCUGAUCAGGAGAGUUAAAAAGCAUCAUGCUGGAGACUACCUGAUCACUCUGAGGAACAAUGUUGGGGAGUGCAGCGCUUUGGCCUGUCUGUCCGUCACUGGUGGAGAAACGGACAGGACGAGAGGACGAGAAGGAGGAGCAGGAGAGGACGACAGCCCUGCAGCAGGAGGAAGAGGAGGAGGAGGAGCAGCUGGUGGGACCGCUGUGCUGAGAGGAGGUGCCAGAGAAGGAGGCGUGGAGCAGAGAAGCAGCAGCAGCAGCUGUGGUGUCAGUCGGCAGUGGCAGGAGGCCAACCAGGAGCAGAAGGAGAACCAGCAACUCCUGCACCUGCACAAGGAGGAGAAGAAGAAGAAGGAGGGUAACCAGGACUCUGCCACCGCCACCACCGCCUCCGCCGCCCCCCGAGGCCUCCUCAAGCGCUGUGUGGAAACCAGGGAGCGCGGUGAAGAGGAGCUGCGACAGAGGGAGGCGCAGCAGCUCGACUUCCGCUCGCUUCUGGGACGGCGAGCUCUCAACGCCAAAAACAACCAGGAAGAGGAGCUGAGGGAGGCCGGCCUCGCCGCCGCCGCAGAGCACAGCCACCAGAUGGAUUUUAAGGCCAACCUCAAAGGUGUCAAAGCCAAGGCGGAGGAUGAUCGUAAGGGGAACUCCCCGCAGCAGGUCGACUUCCGUAGCGUGCUGGGGAAGAAGGGCGCCGCCAGCAACGGCAACAAACCUGCAGAGACACCCGGAAAGAACUCCGCCGACUUCCGCUCCGUCCUCGCCAACAAGAAGAAGCCAAGUAGCCCCGAGAAGAACGGGGAGACCGGGAAGGCCGCAGUGAACAACUGUGUUGAUGGAGGGAUUAACGAGAAGAAGAGUGGAGGUGGAGGAGGAGGAGGAGGGAAGGCGCCGGAGAUGGUGGAGAAGCUGAGCGACGUGACGGUGCUGGAUGGACAGCGGCUCCGGCUGCAGUGCCGCCUCGCCUCCUCGGAUCCUGCAGAUGCCACCGUCACCUGGACGCUGGACGGGAAGAUCAUCAAGCCGUCCAAGUUCAUCAUCCUCGCCAAUGAAGGCGGCCUGUGCUCUCUGACUAUAGACAAAGCUCUCCCAGAGGAUGAAGGACAGUAUAAAUGCAGAGCCGAGAAUGCAGGAGGAAAAGCUGAAUGUUGCUGUAUGGUUCUCGUCGAUGAUCCGACAGAGAACUCUCCAGCUGACAAGAAGUCCAAGAAGGCGACUCCGACCUCAGAGAGUGAAGCCAGAAUAAAGAAACCAACCGCCAAGACUCCGCCCAAACAAGCUGCUCCUCCUCAGAUCCUGCAGUUCCCAGAGGACAUGAAGAUCCUGGCGGGAGAGAAGGUGGAGAUCCUCUGCAAGUUCUCUGGAGCUCCGCCCAUCAACUGCACCUGGCUGAAGUUCAGGAAACCAAUCCAGGAGUGCUCGUCUGAUAUCUCCAUAGAGAGCACAGACAGCAGCAGUAAACUGACCAUCAGCAGCGGUCAGCAGGAACACUGUGGGUGUUACACCAUCGAGCUGAGGAACAGCUACGGCCUCCGACAGGCCGCCCUCAACCUCACCAUCGUCGAUAAACCCGACCCCCCAGCGAAGGUCCCCGCAGCCUCAGACAUCCGGCGGUCCAGUCUGACUCUGUCAUGGUACGGGCCGACCUAUGACGGAGGCAGCGCCGUGCAGUCCUACAACCUGGAGAUCUGGGACUCUGUGGACAAGCAGUGGAAACACCUGGUGUCCUGCAACAGCACCUCCUACAACAUACAGAACCUUCUUCCAGAACGUCAGUAUAAAUUUCGCAUCCGUGCGGAGAACGUCUACGGAGUCGGAGAACCAAGUGCCGAAUCUGAACCUGUGACUGUUGGACUAGUGGACGAUGGUGAGUAAGAAGAGGCCGAGGUAGAGGAGGAGGAUGAAGACUCAGAGAAGGAGCCAGACUACAGAGACGUGACCAUCAGAACAGACACGAAGGUGAAGGAGCUGUAUGACGUCGAGGAGCGGCUGGGGACGGGGAAGUUCGGUCAGGUCUUCAAACUGGUGGAGAAGGCGACGAAGAAGGUCUGGGCGGGGAAGUUCAUCAAGGCGUACUCGGCAAAGGAGAAGGAGAACGUCCGGCAGGAGAUCGGCAUCAUGAACAGCCUGCAUCACCCCAAACUGGUCCAGUGUGUUGAUGCCUUCGAGGGCAAGUCUGACAUCGUCAUGGUGCUCGAGAUGAUCUCAGGCGGCGAGCUAUUUGAGCGCAUCAUCGACGAGGACUUUGAGCUGACGGAGAGGGAGGUGAUCAAAUACAUGCUGCAGAUCAUCGACGGAGUCAGCUUCAUCCACAAACAGGGCAUCGUCCACCUCGACCUCAAACCUGAGAACAUCAUGUGUGUCAACAAGACCGGCAGCAAGAUCAAACUCAUUGACUUCGGCCUUGCCCGCCGACUAGAAAACGCAGGAACUCUUAAGGUUUUGUUUGGGACUCCAGAGUUCGUGGCUCCAGAAGUGAUCAACUAUGAAGCCAUCAGUUAUCCCACUGACAUGUGGAGUAUAGGAGUCAUCUGUUAUAUACUGCUGAGCGGUUUGUCUCCCUUCAUGGGCGACAACGAUAACGAGACUCUGUCCAACGUCACCUCGGCCACCUGGGACUUUGAGGACGAGGCCUUCGAUGAAAUCUCAGACAACGCCAAAGACUUCAUCACCAACCUGCUGAAGAAAGACAUGAAGACUCGGCUCACCUGUGCUCAGUGUUAUGAACACACCUGGCUGAAGCAAGACACCAACACCAUGAAGGCCAAGAAGCUCUCCAAGGAGAGGAUGAAGAAGUACAUCCUGAGGAGGAAAUGGCAGAAAACAGGUCACGCUGUCCGAGCCAUCGGCAGACUGUCGUCCAUGGCCAUGAUGGCCGGAGUGAGCGCCAAGAAGGGCUCCCCCACCGAAGAGGAUAACCAGUUCCUGGAGUGUUUGGAGUACGAGCAGAAGACGGAGUGUAAGCCGACAUUCAGCUCAGUCAUCAAAGACGUGGAGGUGGUGGAGGGUAGCGCCGCUCGCUUCGACUGCAAGAUCGAAGGUUACCCCGACCCAGAGGUGGUGUGGUACAAAGACGAACAGCCGAUCAAAGAGACCCGACACUUCCAGAUCGACUACGACGAAGAGGGAAACUGUAGUCUGGUCAUUUCAGAGGUGUCAGGCGAUGACGACGCCAAGUACACGGUGAAGGCAGUCAACAGUCUUGGGGAGGCAACGUGCACUGCUGAGCUGCUGGUGGAAGUGAUGGCUGGAGAGGAAGAGGAGGAGGAGGAAGAGGAAGAGGAGGAAUAAAUCAGUGUUGGUCUGGACUCCCACAGGAAGCGUAGGAGGAGGUGGUGCUUUUCUUCAGCUUGUCCGACCUGAGCAGGAAACACUUACCAUAAAUAACAGAUUGUGAUUGGAGGAGCAGGUGGGCGGGGUUUGUAUUGAGCGUGUAAUGACAGUAUUUAAAAAAAGUCUCUAACUCACCAGUCAAACCACACACCGAACAGCGCAACUAUAAUCUCUUUUAGUGAUGGUCAAACUCUGCCCACCUGACACCUGGAGAACAGAAGCCCCGUCCCUUUCAGGUUAGCCUCUAUUCAUUGGUGGGUCUCCUCUUACAUUGUAUUUCAUUGCCCUUUCUUAAAGAUGUAUAAUUAAAACAGGAUACCUGGGUUUUCUGUCCAUUCUUAAUAUAAUAUUUAAUAAUGACUCUCGCAAUUUUAAAUAAUUUUUAGCAUGAGUGGCACCGUGGAGCAAUGUCUUGAUUAGCGGAUCUCCAAUUUGAAAAAAAUAAAUAAUUGGUAAUGAGGAAUUAGACUGCUAGCUAGUAAACAUCAAUCGUAAAUAUUCCAAAAAUCUGUUUUUAACCCAGUGUCAUGUUUCAGGUCUUCACCAAAGACCGAAAAAACCUUCCUGAGGAAACUCACUGAUGAAGAGUUGCUAGCUGAACACAUACUAGUCUUUAACUUCAGUUUGAUGCUUAUGAAAUGUGAAAACGUUUAUUCAUCAUUAACGCUGAGCUCCAGCUCCCAGGGCCCCGUCACCAAAGACUCAUGGGAGCUGUAGUUGUUGUCAUUGUUUGCAGGGCGUGGGGCUUUAACUGUCUGUUUAACCAACCCAUGAAAACUGUACUGUAUGUGAACCAGACCUGCUCCCUGUGGGAGUCCAGGUGAGGAAGAAGAGGGUAUGAUGGAAGAAGUGAAGAGGAAGAGUGAUGAAGAGCUUUAUAUUCACAGAGUUGGGCCACGUCGGAAUAAAGUGGCUUACUGUGAAAAAGCUCCAGUGACUCCGAACAUCAAGACAGAACUCCAAAAGUAUUUAAGUUGUGUUAGCAUCGCAGCUAACGGUGUGGUGAAGACGAGAGGGAUGAAAAUUACAUUUGUCACCUAAAGAUGAUCCAGAUGUUGCUGAUGAUCCCUUCGAGAGAGUCAGACAUCUAACUAGCAUUAGUUAGCAAACAUAACCCCUACUAUUGGUAGCCCAAUAGCUAAUAAAUAUUAGCUAAUUAGCAGCAGAGGGUAGGGCUUUGACAGCUUAAUUAAAACAGUUUCAACCACAAGAAUAAAAUUAGUGCAAAAAAACCUCAAAUCAGUUAUUUAAAGAUUACUGAAUGGUCUAAUUAUGUACAGAAAUAACUGGAUGCAACCCUAAAGCUAACAGGUAACAGCUAACAAGCUAACAGCUAACAGUGCAGGGUAUACAGAGGUAUACCCACCUCUUUUUUCUGGCAGUUUACAGUAUACCAACCUAUCAGCCAAAAAGCCAGUGGAAUAUAUAGAAAAGUAAACCCACUUCCGUCCCGAUAAAAUACCCAUCUAAUUACUAGUACGCCCACCUCUUCGACUACACUAAACCACGGCUAAUACUGGUUUGCUAACAUCAGCUAACAAACAUUAGCAGCAGACAUCUGAGCUGUGAGAAGUGAAUUAAAACAACUUUGGUCAUAUAAAUACAUUUUAUACUGAAUAUAUGACUCAGAUUAGUUGAAAAACUAAUAAAUCAGUAACUGCAACAACAAAGCUAACUUCAGAUAGAGCACUAAGUAGAAUUGGUUUGCUGACAUCAGCUAACAAACAUUAGCAGCAGACAUCUGAGCUGUUCAACUGAUGGGGUCCAUGUCAUUGGUUCGACAGCCCAUUGGUUCGACAUCCCAUUAGUCCGACUGUCCGCGGUGCUGAACGGCUCGCGGCGGGCGUAUGGUGCGCUGCGACCGGCUUGAGGCGGAGCAGGCUCACGGCUUAUGUGUUUGUCACUUUCUUUUUCAUUUUAACCCACGCCAUGAUCUUUUCCUGACCCUAACCAAGUGGUUUUUGUGCCUAAACCUAACCAGACCUUAACCACAGGGCAUCAUGAUGAUUUCGGAACGGACUUCGGAACAAUGAGUUUAAUAUGGUCCGAACAAUGGGAUGUCGAACCAAUGGGCUGUCGAACCAAUGGGCAGUUCCCAACUGAUGUUAGCUUGCUAGCUAAGAAUAAUUAUUAACUAAGGUUUCUGCUGAGGGGGGUGAAAUAAAUAAUUUACAGGUAAAUAAAUAAAGGACCCAAACAGUAGAAAAGGGAAUGAAUGUGUAAGUAAUAAACUAUAGGUAACUUUAGAUGGAGCUCCUUAACAUUUAAUGUUAGCCUGACUGUUAAUUGUUAGCUGACAGCUGUGAACCACGCGAACAUGGUUUGUAAUGAAUAAAUAAACAAAUUAGUUAUAAAACUAAUAAAUGUAUUAAUCAGUUAUUAAAGUAUUAAACUGGAUUCAGCCCUAAAGCUCAUUUUAGCUAAUAUUUGUUAGCUAACCUUAGCCUGACUGUCAGCUGACAGCUGUGACCCAUCUGAACACAGUUUGUAAUAAAUAAAUACAUCAGUUAUAAAACUAAUAAAUAUAUUAAUCAGUUAUGAAGCUAACGUUGGCAUAAUCCACUUCACACAGCUACGCUAACAUCACUGUGUGAAGUGGCAUAAUCCACUUCACACAGUGAUGUUAGCGUAGCUGUCAGACCUGUUUUGAUUUGAGCGUUCUCCGUGUUAGUCUCAGAUUUAGUUUUUAUGUUCUACAACUGUUACCUAGACUUUGGUUAAAAUAGUAGUUUGGUACAGAAGAACACCAGGAAGUGAUAACAUUUACUUCACCACACAGGGUUUAUGGGUAAUGAAGUCUUCCAAGUUCAAACAGUUUUGUGUGUUGCCACUCUGAGCUGCUACAAACCGAAUGCCUUAACGCUGACGUAACCUCGCUCUGUGAAUAUAAGGCUGAGGGUGAGAGGCAGAAUGGUGACAGUGAUGAUGAUAACUUAUAUAACAAUAACCCAUGUGUAGUCUAUAAUCUAGCUGCUCCCUCUUUGCAUCCGAUGUGUUCAGCUGAGAAACGUUGAAUGUGUCUGUUUGUUUCUUCUCUUCUGUUUGAGCACUUUUCUCGUUACGUUUGUAUUUUUGACUU